Molecule: messenger RNA, 1706 nt
Organism: Cadophora gregata
Lineage: Eukaryota; Fungi; Ascomycota; Leotiomycetes; Helotiales; Ploettnerulaceae
Exons: 8
Coding region: 94-1179 (361 amino acids)
Source: RefSeq, a predicted model, not a curated record
GUUAUAUUGAAUCUGAUUCCCCAGAAAAUCUUGCCGUCGUCCGACUAGCUACUUCUAUGCCAAGUUGUUUACAAUAUUUGCUGCAAAGUCAGAAUGGCCGCCGUGCAGGGGUGGCCUGUGCCCCCUCCUCCAGGCAUCACUCCAAAUUUCGAGCAUCCAGAGGAUGUACUCAAAACCGUCAACAUUGUGGCGGUCGCAGCGACUAUCGCCGUCAUAGCCCCGUUAGUCGCUGGACGGGUAACUAUUAAACUGUGUAUCACCAGGGUAUUUAAUGUGGAAGACUACUUUUGUGUAUUGGCGUGGGCACUGAGCACUGGAUACCUUCUUACCGGAAUAUUCAAUUCCAUUACCUAUGGCCCAGCAGCUUGGGCAACUAAAACAACUCUUCUUCUGAUCUUCAUCAGGGUCUUUACGCCAUUCCGUAAAACAACCAGAUUCAUCUAUGUCUUCAUCGUCCUCAUGUUGAUGUAUUACCUCCCAGUCAUGAUCAUCAAAAUACGAAUCUGCAAUCCUAUCUCUGUGUUAUGGACUCCAGGUCUACCUGCUGUCUGUUUGGACAGGGUCAAGUUAUUCUAUUGUGAUACAGUCAUGAGUGCACUCACCGAUGUUGUCAUUCUGGUGCUACCGAUUCCAUUGGUAUGGUCUCUGAAAAUGCCCCUCAACCGAAAAAUUCAGAUCGCCGCUCUCCUAGGUGCUGGAGGUCUUGCCACCGGGGCGAGUAUUGUGCGUCUGUUUCUUGUGUUUCAACCCAACGACUUCAUUGACGAGACCGUUUCAUUCAUUCGCUUCAACCUUCUCGCUGUUGCCGAAGUAGGCAUUGGUAUAAUCUGUACAUGCCUGCCAGCCUUCAAUCUUCUGUUCAUUAAACACCGCCUCGAUCGAUCCAAGACAGCAUCGGCGCGGGCAAACCGCUCGCAAUAUAUCUCGAGUACGAAGAUGAGCAGACUAAAAGUCUCCCGGGAUCUUGAGAGUAACAGCGAAGAGGGAAGGAGCUUGACAAGGGUUGCAACUGAGACACACGUUGAGGUGAGGAGUUUGGAGAGUCCGAGGGAGGAAUUAACCCGAGUGCCUCCUGCGGCACACGUGCAUCUCAAGAAUCUGGCCACGGACGAUCCGAGGGGCGAUCUCAUCUUGCAAUUAGAAAGGGUGGAGACAGGAUGGAAGCAGCCUAGAAGUUAAUCACGAAUCAAAACUAAUCGUUAGUCUCUUCAAAUGCGACACAAGAACCAUGCCGAACCAGCAUACUGCUGAGACUUUCUCAGAUAAUCGGGCUCCAACACCACAACGUGCCCGUGUCUACGAUCACUCAACACAAAACCACAGGCUCCAUAGCUUCUCUCUAUCCUCUUUGUUAAUCCCGAUAUCUCGUUCUAGGUCUCUCAAGAAAUCAUAGAGAGUCCUCCACAGACAUUGAGACAUUGGUCGCAGUCUGUCAAUGCUGACACCUUCAGUUAAGAUUUACCCGACGAGCCUUCAAACUUCUUCAACAGAUCACUUGCUCUGGGGUUCUACAAUGGCAUCAAUAGAGACCGAGUCAAAUGGCGAGUCAAGCCCCACUGCGACGUCCUCGAUCAUGACAAAUUUCCAUCACGUCGGCCACUUAUCUUCAUCGACAAUUGCAUUCUCCGUCUAUGACCUUCCCUCUGAAGUGGAAGCAAAGUCAACUGCAAAAGCCCGAAAGCAUGCCAAAGGAAACUCAAACGUUU